Molecule: messenger RNA, 1776 nt
Organism: Aspergillus niger
Lineage: Eukaryota; Fungi; Ascomycota; Eurotiomycetes; Eurotiales; Aspergillaceae
Exons: 7
Coding region: 1-1776 (591 amino acids)
Biological process (GO): 3-(3-hydroxy)phenylpropionate catabolic process
Molecular function (GO): FAD binding; 3-(3-hydroxyphenyl)propionate hydroxylase activity
Source: RefSeq, a predicted model, not a curated record
AUGGAAGGCAAAGAUUGGGAGACAACCGACAUCCUCAUCUGCGGGUGUGGCCCAACCGGGGCUAUGUUGUCAGCCUACCUUGGCCAAAUGAACAUCCCGCACGUGGUUUUGGAAAGGGAGAUUGACAUCACCACAGAUCCACGUGGAAUUGCUCUGGAUGAAGAUGGCAUACGGGCUUUGCAAGGGUUAGGCUUGUACAGAAGCAUCUAUACAGAUAUUGGAACCUGUAUGGGGAAAUUCAAUUUCAUCAGCGGGUCAAGUACAAAUUUGUCAAAAGAGGCAUUUAUUGCCAUGGACUAUAACACUACUGCUGGGGGAACUGGCCAUGUUGGAUAUAUCUGUCACAAGCAGCCGGCACUGGAGAAGAAGCUCAGAGAUACUAUGCGGGCUUAUGCAUCUUGUUCUCUACGAUCGGGUUCAACCGUCAUUGAUCUCGACGAAGAUGACAGCUGGACUUAUUGCAUUUAUAGAGAUGCGGAAGGGAUGGAGCGCAGGAUUCGCGCACGCUUCUUUGUAGGUUCCGAUGGAAAAACUGGCUUCACGCGGAAGCAAUACCUAGAAAAGAAGGGUGUCUUCAUGGAGCGGGUGACGGACGUCUUAUAUGAUGAAACAUGGCUCGGGUAUACUCCCGAACAAGUAUACGAAAAGUUUUUCCCCCCCGGCUUCCGCUUCCUAUGCAACCCAAGUCGCCCGGCUGUUUGCGGCCGUUUUGGACUUCCCAGUGACCGGCUUUGGAGAUUCGAGUUCUUCGUCCGACCCGACGAAGAUGGACAUCACUUGGCCACGCGUGAGAUGGUGCAGAAAAUAGUGUUUCCUCUACCUGGUGACGUGCAAUUUCCGGAAGACUGUAUCAAUAUUUUAAGGUCACGGCCGUUUGCUUUCUCUGCACGCAGCUGCAAUGUCUGGGCUAAGGAUCGUGUCAUUUUGUGCGGUGACUCAGCCCACGUCUUUCCACCAUUUGGCGGUCAAGGUAUUGCCUCAGGAUUCCGGGACGCUCUUUCAUUGGCGUGGCGGCUUGCCAUGCUGUGUCGAUACCAUUCCUGCGAUACUCGGGUCCAUCAUGCCGUGCUGAGCGCGUGGUAUCUCGAGCGCAAGCAGCAGUUGGAGCAAUCUCUUGCGGCGACCAUUGAGAAUGGUAAGUUCGUCACCGAGAGCCAACCACUCAAAGCUUCCGCCAGAGACUGGUAUUUCUGGUUAAUUCAAUUCGUGCCAAGCUGGAGGCGGCAGCUUGAACUGGGCAGGCGCCGGAAAGGCAUGGUCAGAUACCGGUAUCUCGAUGGAAUGCCCUUUCUCCCUGACCUGAACGGGGGCGUCAAUAUUCCUCAGGUUCAUGGCAAAAAGUCAAACGGAGAAAUUGUUUUCACCGACGACAUAAUAUUUCGCUCCCAGCAAGGGGGCCUCUUUCAAAUGUUUGUGUACCUGCACACUGAUGAAGAGCUCUUGGAGGUGCGAAAGGUGCUGCAGGAGGUCGAACAACCCUCUAGAGGUACCUUACUGGCUAAGAACGUCCCCAUUAUUAUUGAAAAGUCAGUUACGGAUGCUGAAGAUCCGAAUGUCAUUAAAAUAGCCACAGGGGAGGAGUUUGCAAGCUCUCCGCUUUGCAACCGGCGGCCAGAACCCAAGCUUUAUGAUCAGUUUGCUCUUGGCAAAGAGAUCCGUGGAAGAUAUUGCAUCGUCCGACCCGAUCGUUUCCUCUUUGCCGCCUGCAACGAUAUAAACGAACUGCAUGUAGCGAUCCGCAGCAUGCUAGCUUACUUGCACCAGACGGGUCUCUAA